AUGGCGGUGAAGGAGCAACGGGGUCUGUCGAAGAAAAGGAAGCGCGGUGGAGGGUCGACGGGUGGCAGGGGAAGAGGGGAGAAGCCGUCCGACCCGAAGAAGCAGAAGUACAUCCCCUCCGGUUCCUCGAAAUCUCCACAGGCCAAGGGUUUUAAGAAGUCCGCACCAAAUUCGAAGCCGAAGCCGUCCCAGGCUAAGGACUCGAAGAGAGCGCCGCCGAAGUUUGGUAAAUCUGACGCUUCUGUUGGGGAUAAGGCCGAGGUCCUCUCCAAGAGAGACAGUCGCUUAGUCGCUAAGGUUUUUAACUCUGUCUGCUCUUUUUUUUUCCCAUUUCAUUGCGUAGAAGUUGAGGUGGGGACCUCAAAGACCUUAUUUUUUGUACUAAUUUUGAAACGAGGAGUCCGUCUGCACAGCGUACAGUCUAGGCGGGCCUCCGAUUGCUUAUGUGAUUCGACACUUGCAAGCAUGUGUAAAGAGACCCUAAUGCUCUUUUUUUUCCUUUUGAAGGAAUUGGCAGAGGCGAGGAAGAAGAAGAGAAAGCUGCAUUAUACUCUUCAACAAGUAAGGCCGAUUACCGUGCAACAUGCUGGCAGGAAAUAGUUAGACGUGAUGUUGGCUAAGAAUUUUGAUAGUAGAGGAAAUUUCCACCCUUGAAACAUGCAAUAUAAUUUUCUAACUUUUGAUUUCAAAGUGAACAAACUUAUUGUUACUUUUAUUACGGGCUACCGGCUUUUAUCUUUCCGCGCAGCACAAUUGUGUAUGGUGAUGCAAAUUCUAUUGGAGCUGAAAAUUGUUAUUUUCACAAUGGCAGAGUCCAUGUCCUGCUCUGUCAUGUUCUGUACACAUCAUUUGAUAACAGAAAAAAUGCCAUUUAUUGCUCCUCCCGACAUUCUUAUUGUUUCUUGUUUUAUCGUAAUGCAUCCCUUGCUUUGUAAAAAAAUGCUGUGUUAUCGUUCAAAAUGUAAUGGAAUACUAACCCUUUAAUGUUAGGAGCUUGCUUUACUAUGGGAAAAAAUGAGGCGUCGUAAUAUCGCCAAGGAUGACAGAUCCAAGUAUGUGUCUUCCCCUUAUAUAUGUAUAUUUGGGAUUUUUUCCUUGUAUUCUGACACUUCAGCAUCUCUUCAGGGUAGUAAGUGAAGCUUUGCGGAAGAUGGCUGGGAAGAUUGCUGAAAUUGCUAGCUCUCAUGUUUCAUCACGUGUUCUUCAAGUAAUCUCUGCCUGUCCAGAGUCAUUGCCUUCCCCUUUCCUCCUUUCGCUUUCAUAAGAUUUUGUACUUUAAGGGAGACUCGAUGCCAAAUAUCAGACUAGGUGCCUUUUUUAUCCUUUCUGAAAAAACAAUACCAGAGUCUGGGAUACUGUUGUAGUUCAGCAUGAGUGCGAGGUAGUUGUGAAUCGUUGCUUAAGUUUGCAUUCUCUAUGUGAAUAUUCUACUUUGAUAUAUUUUAUUUUGUAAAAUAAUUUCCUUCAAUUUCAUGCCCAGCUGAUAAUCACGAGCGAAAAAAAUUCAACUCUGUGUCAAUCACUGUGGAUCUUUUCAUGAUGAUAUAUUUUCUUAUAAUGUGGCUCUAUGCCUUUGACAGACAUGCAUCAAAUACUGUUCUCAAGCAGAAAGGGAAGCUGUUUUUCUAGAGCUUCAACCACAUCUUCUUGCUCUCUCCCGUAAUGUUUAUGGAGUUCAUCUUGUGAAGAAAAUGCUGGACAGUGGUAUGCUUUUGCUUCGAAAAAGAAUGUCUAUUUACCCAUAAUUUUGUGAAUUUUGACGUAUUCAUUCUUCACAGCCACGAAGAAACAACUGGAUGGCUUCAUCUCCUCUCUUCAUGGGAAGGUCGCUUCUCUCCUUCGGCACAUGGUUGGAUCUGUCGGUAUGUGAAAAUUGUGUAAAAAAGUCGUUUCCUUCCUGAAAAUGACCGAAAAAAUAUCUGCUGUUUUCCCUUUUCCCCAUUAAAUGAAAGAUGAAUGGACGAUUUCCCGAGUGGGAGGUCGACAAGCUAUUAGUUUCUUUAAGGAAUAACUCACAUAGGCUUUCAUAUGAACAAAAAGUUAUACUGCCCUCAAAUUGAUGAUGUGGAAUCAUCACGAACAAGCUUCACAAGUGCAUGGACUUAUUGUUGUCGGUCUCUCUUCCUUCUAUUCCUCACUUUGGGGUUGCUGCUGCAUUGCCUGUUGAGCAUCUCUCUUCCAAGUCUUACCGUUGUUUGGUUGCAGCUAUAGAGGGAAAUGAAGAGUACUUUAAAAGUUGUAAAGUUUCGUAUGGAUUUUUAUCAUAAUAACUGUAAUUCACGUUAAGGAUAUAUUAUGGACAUAUUAAUGUCAUAGUAUUUGUGCAAAGAUCCUGUUCAUUAUUCUUACCCCAACCCAGCAACUUGACCUAAUCUUCAGAACCAAGUUUUGAUGUCUGCAUAGUAUGGGUGCAGGUUUCUUGUGUCUUCUUCUCUGCGUAGUUUGUUUGUCACGAAUUAGUUUUCUUGUUAAAAUUUGGUGUACGAUUAUCAUGGAUGGACCAUCUUAAAAGUUAUGCUCCUUAUUUUCACUUAAAUUGCCGAUUUGGUGCCAGAUACAACAUUGGAGGUGCCCAGUGUUCUGUCAUCCUCAUAUAGAAUCUAUCAUUUCCAACUUAUGUGAUUUAUCUAGCAGGCAAAGUUGUUAGAAAGUUGGUUGACACGAAAUGCCUCUCAUAAGAAGAAAAAUGCAUGAAGAAUGUGUUUUCUCCUGAAAGAAUUAUCAAGGUAGACGAGGGGGGCAUAAGAUAAAAUAAGACCACAAAAUUGAAAUCUGAAUUAUAGUAAUCAAGGAAGAUGAUUGAGUAAGGUUUAUUAGUAGUUACCAAACCUUUGACAAGAAACCCUGCAUCGAUUUUUAGUUCCUCAAUUAUCUUCUACUCAUUCAGUCAUGGCUAAUCAGUCAAAAACGGAAAGGUGUGUAUCAAAAGGAAGUUAAUGGCAAUACAGUACGACAUCUACUGCCUCCCACGUCAAUCCAUCCUCAAUUUUAUUUUGUUGCUAGCAUCAGUAUUUCUGCAUCCUGCUGGAUGACAAAGUCUAACCAAGAAAACAAGUUGCCAAAGCAAUCACAUAUAGCAAUAUCUUCAUUUUAUGUAACUAUUCGAACCUGAAUUGAUAUGUAUCAUGAUUUUUUGUCGUUGAACUAUCAGUGUAGAUUGAAGAAUAUAGGUAGAGGAUGAGUAGAAACAGUAGUAGCAUAAUUACAUGUGUUGUUUUGGAUCACAUUCUAAAUGCCUAUUUUAUUCCUUCAGUUAUUGAACACGUUUUUCAAUUGGGAAACGCAUCUCAAAAGCAGAGUCUUUUGUCAGAGUUGUAUUCGGCUGAGCUUCAGUUAUUUAGGGAUUUGACCUUGUCCAAUGGAGGCAGGUGAGAUAGCCAUUAUUUGUAACCUUAAAAUGCUUUCUUAUUUUAGUCUGCGCUCACACGUCUUCUAAUUGUUUGAUGUUUGUGAAGUUGUGAUGGUGUUUGUGGAACUGCUAGAAUUUUAUCCCUGAAUUUGUUUGUCUGCUUCUGCGCUGGUCCAUCCAGCAUGAGUUCUUGUUUUGUCAUAUGAGGGUAGCUAGCUUCCCUGUCCUCAGAUAUGCUCACUAUGUUGUUUUUUAUUUUCUUGUUUUUCCCCCCUUGGGGGAGAUUCAAUCCAAAAAUUCAUCCAUCCUAAAUUUUAUCAUAUAUAUUGACUAGAGGUUUUAUCUCAAUGAUAUCAUUGUUCAUAUAAUAUAGAUAUACCGGCAUUUUAUUGUUUCUGAAAACUUUUAUACCAUUAGCAUGAUCAGCGCUAGGCUUUGUGGGGUAUGGGGAAUGGCUUUUUUUUAAUCAUAAAAUUCCCUCCUCUACUGUAUAAAGACAUGGAAAGAGAGGAAUAUGCAAUUACAUAAACAGUCAGCUCUCCUUGUGUGUUCACAGUCAGUCACGAUGGUAUAGAUCUUUCUAAGGCCUCAACAUCCUUAAGAUCAAGUAAUAAACACAUUAUUUUGUGGAUUGAUACAUCGAACAAACUUGCUUGAUGAGACUGCUAAUGGACCAACUUGUUGGGCCAUCAAUAAACUCACACCAUGUCAAAUGGAUUUUUUUGUGGACGUAUGAGGAAAACCUAUGUUAUUGCUCCUCUCGUUCUCACUUCAGCUGGUUUCCCCAUCAUAUCUCGUCCUAAAGACAGUUCCUAAUGUCUUGCCUUUUCUGGUUGGCUCAUAUCAUAGAUUUAUGGUGUUGCCAAGUAGUAGAAUGAACUCCUCAGCCAUUCAGGCUGCGUAGGCAAGGGUAGUCUUGAAUGUGCUAACGCAUUUUCGAAUGUCUGAAUGGUGAGAUGUGAAUGUCUUUGUCAAACGCAAAGCUUUCCGCAACAUUAGCGACACCUCUUAUGAAGGAGAAGAAUGAGCAUGAGUAUUGGGUGAUGCACUUAUGAAUUUAAAUAGUGAGUUAAAUGCCUAAAAACGUUCAGUGUUCAAAGGCAGUGGGGUGUUGUGAAGAGGCACGAGUCGUCCCUCUGUCAGAAAUUCAAAUCUUGCAAACAUCACGACCAAAUCUGUCAGAAAUUCAAUUUGGUUUAUUUGAGUAUUUACCUUAGUAAUGGUUUUUUUUUUUAUUUCUCGAGAUUGUGUGAUUUUAGUAUUGUGUGCAUAUUCUUCAUCUUAUUAAUCACAUGUUCAUAAUAAUUAAUCUUUAGAUAAUUCUUAAAUGCAUUUAAAAACGCGUCACCUCGGCAGAAAGGAGACAGACCAUUGCCUUGAUUAGUUCACACAAACAUUGACGGGUUAGAGCAUCAUUUUUAUAAUCAGAAUGGUUCCAUUGACAAUUUGGGUUUCUGUUUACAUUUUUUUUUUCUGAAAACAUAUAUGGAUGUAUAUUUCUAAAUUCCUUCUCAACUCCCCAAGGUUCUCCCAUCUCUUAUAACUUAGCUGUAGAGCCUGGUUUAAAUUGCAUCGGAAUCUAGUUGGCUAUUUCAACCUUUCUGAUAUCCAGUUGGCAUAAAUGAAUUCCCUGUGGUGGACUGCCCACUUGGUCCCGGGAAAGGAUAAAAGAAGCAUAAGACUGAACUUCUUCCCGCGUAGAAAAAGGGAAGCCUUCAUUUUUCGGAGUGGGUGGGUGUGGGGGUUUAAUUCUUCCUCAUUGAAAAAUCAUCAUCUGGAUCGAUUUUAGGAGGCAUAACCAGAGUGAUGCCCGAUUCCAACAAUGAACGAGGUAAAGAUAUUUUUGCCAUAUCUUCAUCUUUCUUGAAAUCAAGUGAGAUCUAAAUUUACAUUUUAGUUUUCAAAAUGCAAUAUAUUUGCAUGCAAAGCCACCAGGAUCCAAGUCAGCAGUUAUUGGAAAUACUCUGAGAAAUCUUCCUUGUGCAGACAUUUGAGGUGAACUCAUAAUCCUGUACUUGAGCGUUCACAGCAAUUGACAUUUAAUCAGGGACCAUCUAUUAUAGCAUGUUCCCCUGUGCUUCUGCCAUCUGUAUUGGUUUCUUAUGGAAUAAUCACGGUAUGGCUUUAAGCAUCAUGUUCUGAAGCCUCUGUAUGCAGAACAUGAACUUUUUAAUUGUUUCUUCAUGGAAAUAUACCAAAUACUUGAAAAUGAUUUUGGGCUUAAAAAGAUUUGUCAUCCCCAGGUUUUGAUAUAUUUUUAUCAUGACGAAGUCCUGUAAAGAAACACUAUGCAAAAUACGUCACUUGGUAUCUACCAUUCGUCUGGCUGCUGCUACAGAGUUAACGUAUUCUGAAGCAAAUUGAUAGGUUCCCCAACAGGGUCCUACCAGGGACAGCAACUAGAUAGCACAGUCGAGAUAAUAGAGAUGAACGAAAUAAGCCCACUGAGAUAAACAAGGGAUAAGAACAGAGAAGGGAAGAGGGUUUCCUUCAGAAACCCUAAAACAGUUCGGGACGAAUUCAAGAGCGUCCCACUCUCCCACCGACUUCCUCUCAAAGGUGCCUUACCGUGAGCCCUUACAGGUUCAUGUAUCCUAACUCCUGAAAUGGGCUUCAGGCCCAUUUCCCCUUAGUCCUUCCUUACCUCCUUCGUCCUCUUACGGUGGUAAGUAAGCCCAAAACGGGUUGGGUCCGUGGGUCCUUGCUUAGGCCCAGUAACUGGCCUGAUUUGAGCACUAGGACGGGGCUUAACACAAAUAUUGCAAUAAUUUUGGUUUCUAGGCUCAAUUAUUCCGGUUUGGUUUGUUUGAUCUCUUUGUAACGGUUAUGAUUGAGCUGCCACUGGUGUGAUGUGACAUAUUUGAUUAUUUUUGUUGUCUUUGGUUAUUGAAAAUUACGGUAUUUCCUUCUGUUGAAAUUUUAAGUUUUCCUCAUGAUUUUCUGUGUACGGUUUUUUGUCUUGUUUGGAUUUUGAGGAGUCCUUAUUGUUGUUUUAUUUUUAUAAAUUUUGAUGAUGAUAAAUUGGAGACCUAAAAAUAGAUUUUCAUGUUUGUUUAAACAGGUUACUUGAUAUAAUUUCUAAACUUGGCCUGCAAAAAUCGUCGGUAUUACAACACAUGAGUUCUGUAAUUCAGCCAAUUUUGGAGAAAGGAAUCGUUGACCAUUCAAUAAUACACACUGUAUUGAUUGAGUACCUCACCAUUGCCGACAAGGUAAUUGAUGCUUCACAGGUUUGACUGUAUUCAUCAUUUGCCAACAGCUCGCUGUUUUGUCUGAUUCAUGUUCUCCAAAAGUCAUCUGCAGUAGAUGUCAUCCGACAGUUGUCAAGCUCACUGCUUGUUCGAAUGAUUCAUACAAAAGAUGGUUCAAAGCUCGGAAUAUUGUGCGUUAAGCAUGGGGAUGCUAAGGUAGGUAACGCUGACUUGAGAAAGCCUCUGUUUUACCUUGGCGGAUACUUGCCAGUUGAUUUUUCUUAUGAGUGAUAAAACCAGCUUCCCCAGAAAUGAUGCAUUCUAACAUGUUUUAAUAUGAGCACACAAAACGACUUAAUUGAUGGUAAGGGGCCUUUAGAACAAAAUCCAAAAUUCUUAAAUGAUUCAUUCAAAUCAGGUAUUUAGAGUAUAGAAAUAUUUAAAUUAUCGCUUAGAAUAUAAUUCAACAGUUUUUCUUCAAUAUCUCUACAGAAGAAUAUCCAUGCUUAAGUUUCUUUCUGCUGUAGUUUGGUUCAUUCAAAGAUAUUAACAACGUGUUUAUACCUUUAACUUUUGAUUCUUUUGAAUUUUCAUAAAAUAUGUUAGGUAAAAAAUGAGACUAAACAGGAUAACAUAAUUUUGCUAUGAUCAGUCAUAUCAAUGGCUGAUCUCGUGGCAUGAGUGGAGAUACUCUAUCUGGAUUUCCUUUGAGGUGAAGACAUUCAUGUUUCUUUGAACGGUGAAAUUUAAGGCUUUAUUGUGGAUGGCUAACAGGAUAAGAUAAUUUUUUUUAUUGUUGGUCAUAUGAAUGAUUAAUUACCUGAUGCCAGUGGCUACGCUGUCUGGAUUUCCUUUGAGAUGAAAAUGCUCAUAUUUCGUCAUUCUUUCCUUGAUCAUAAUCAUAUUCUCUACACAAACGCAUAUUUUAUUCCCAUGCAUUUGUUUCAUGGAUUGAUAAGCUAGCUGCCAGAGGUACAAACUUGAUCUCAGUUCUUAAUUAUUACUGGGAUCUGACUGGCACGGGCUUAUGUUGAAUGGAGGAAUGACCUUUGGAACGAUGCUAAAUCCCAGCUAGUGCGAUUUACCCGGUCUUAGAAAAUGUUCACCAAGUCAUUGAAUGAAAUGUUGUGUGAUUAUCAGACACGAAUAACACAGUCUUAUGCUAUGAGGGGCAACAUAUAGAUAAGAAAACACGGAAGCUAUGUGCUCAUAUUAAAACAUGCUAUCAUUUCAGAAAUCAGCUGUAUUCUAGAAUCAGGCAAGCGCAGGUCCUUACCGUUGAGACUUUGGAUCCAUAUGGAAAGGCCUUGACUUUUCAAUAAUUCUUCUGAAGACUUGUUUCUUCAGCACCAACAGUUUAGACAAUUAGAAUACGUUUUCUUGUGCUGCCUACAAAUAGAUAUGUAAAUGACAAAAGAGCUGGUCUUUCGGCGACUGUAUCUGCAUACCGAUGAAUAAGAUGAAUGAAGCAAGCUUGUGCAAGUAAUGAGUUGGGGAAAUCUGAUUUUAAUGUUCUUACACAGGAACAUGCAGAUGACAGUUUCUUGUUUCAGGAUCUGGUAUAUUAUCCAAUAUGAGGUUGUCAUUUGCUCGCAUUACAUGCUGUUAAAUGAAUUAUACGUUUCCUUGUCGUCUGAAGUUUGAAGUAUUGCAGUUAAGACAACAAUAUAAAUGAAACUUGUUGAUGAUGAGGCCUUAACUCUUUAUGAAUCCAAAGGCAAUGGUCACAUUUAAUUACAUCAAGAAACCAGUUUGAAGCAUGAUAUUACCCUUAUUUGAAAAAUGCUCUGUAUGUAGACCAAUGAGUGCAUUGCCAUAGGUAGCAUCAUUAUGGUCAUUCGUUUUGCUAGUCAUUUGACAUAUACCCUGCAAUAUUGACAGUGACAUUUUGCCUUGGAUUUUCUCUCCUCUCAGAGAUCGUUAUUGCUGAAGUUGAGAUCCAAGUAACUAAAAGCUCAAUUCAUUUUCAGGAACGAAAGAAGAUUAUCAAGGGCAUUAAAGAACAUGUUGGGAAAGUAGCUCAGGACCAAUAUGGCAGCUUAGUAAGUGCGCCUGCUUCAUAAAUUGUUUGGGAUUGUUCUGCACGACCCAAGUACAACCCUUUUACGAGUUCUAAAGCUCUGAUAAGGGUCACCUUUUGCUAGUGAAAAUUUCCCGUUUAAUUGAUUUUGGGUUGUUUUUGAAUUGACAUACAAGCUGAGUAACGUGUUUCCAUGUUAACCCUAUUGGCAGAUUGAUAUCUAUCCUGUUGUCAGUUGUACCACCAUUCACUAAUUGAUGUACAUACAUCUUUAGUUGUUCUGCAUGUUUGAGACUCGGGCCUGAGUUUUAAUAUUAUUUUAUAUGUGGUCUUGAAUUGCACGUAAAAACUUGGUGUCUGGGCAUUUAGUCAAGAUAUAACAAUCAACACUACUCUACUUCAGUUGUUCAUGUGUCUGGUGUUAUCAGGAAGCAUGUGAAGCUAAACAAGCUUUCCUUGAAAAAUCACUGCUUUCAAUCUAUCUUUAAUAUUUUUAAUUGUUUCUCUGUUAUCGUCACUAUUGCUCCCGUGCUUUAUUUUUUUAAGGAUAAGUAGUUAGAGAAUCUUGUUAUAACCACUUCCUAAGUUCUGCUUAACAUAAGUAGAUUUGAAGUGUAUAUUCAGUUGGAAUAUCUGACGUCUGAUAAUGCUGUGGUUGGGUUCUUUAUAAGAACAUAUGGACAUCGAAUGCAUAGCAUCCUACUGACAUGUCCUUGGAAAAAAUACCCGUGCGGAUAAUUCACAUUUGAAGCCAUGUCUGGGAUGCUUAUUAGGAGCAGACAUGUCGGUUGCACUUAUACGUUCGUAACUGUUUGUAACUGAGAAUUCUCCUUUAUUCAGUCCGAUACGAAAUCAUGGUGUAGGAUCAGUCUAGUUAGCCUACAUUGAUCGUAUUAUGACUAAGAUCCAAUGUUAUCAUUUUUCUGGUAUGUGAAGAACACUUCAUCAAUUUGACCUGAUUUUAGUUGUGUUCCUGACUCAACUUCUCAGUGAGAUCCUACUUUCUUGGGAUUGGGCAAAAGUUGCAAUCCAUUACUUAUAUAGAGGGGAUGUCAUGUGGAGAGGAACACGAUUUUCCACAGGAAAACUUCCACCAUCCCUUGGAAAAGGGGGCGAAUUGUGUUACGGAGAACCAAAAAUUCGCAAAAAAUAACCUGAUGGGAAUUGUACUCCAGCUUGUAUGUCAUUCUGAUUUUAUUUUUUUGUAGGCCUUCAUCCCAUCAAUUCGACUGAUCCCUGAUCUGCUAUGUUGGAAACUGGCACCAUCUUCUGAUAUGAUGUCGAAAGAUAGGGUGCCGCACAGCCCAUCUUAUGCCGUUUGAAAUCAGAUUUCCACUGGCCUGACGGUUUUGUUGAUGGCUUCUAGGAGACAACAUCUCUGAUGCUGCAAACUUGACCAUUUUUGUUACAAACUUUCCUCCUUUCACUCACGGAAGCACAAGGCUGUAUAUUGUUGAAACAAGGCCGAUAGAAUCUUAAUGCUUAAACAUGCUGUACAAGUGACAUUUGCGUUUUACAGUUUUCCGAUUAUCCUGGCUAAGGUUUAGCAAUAUACCUCGCAUCUCCUUUUAAGUUUUAUGAGCUCAACAUAAGGAAUACUAUUUUAUUGGUCAUCUUCGUCAGGAGUGUCUCAAUUGUGAAUGGUGAAUAAUCAGACUCUAACAAACUGCUGUCACCAAAACCUAAUGAUUAGAGGCUCACACAAAAUAUCUGACAGAGUUUCCCUCUCACUUUCCAUUUCGUGAUGAUUUGUCCACCGUUGUCUUGUGAAGAGAGAAUUGAGACAGCAUAUUUUGCAGAAUGGUGAAUUCCUCGAGCUGUCUUGUAAGAUUUUAUCUAAAAAGAAUGACCAAUACUGACCGUUUGAUUGUGACAUAAUUUGGUGUGUUCUGCACUCCUGAUAUACUUCCUAAUUCUAAUCAAUUUAUUAUUUAUUUAUCUUUAUGUUGCCAAAGCCUUUUGGAAAUCCACUGGCCUGAUGCAUGUAUAACUUCGUGUAAGAAUGCUCCAUUUACGUUAUUUUCCCCGCAAUAUAGACCCAGCAUAUCUACCUUGUAUCCAUAGCCAUUUACUUGGGAAGACUUUAUCGUUCAUAUCAGUUGUUACCAAAUCCACUUCUGUUUUCCUGCUGCCAAUUCUGCCCCAGAUCUAGACAGGUAUUUUUUUUUCUCUUCAUUAAAUUUUCUGAUUACCAGAAAAAGGAAAUUCGAAUAGCUUCAAUUCCAUACCAACUUCUGGAGGUCAGAACGUAGAUGAUAGAAAAUAGCAAUUGGCACUGCAGACAUGGGGAGGCCAUCUUCGUGAUGAGAGGGUUUAUGCUUUCCAGUGCCCUUAAGAGUUGGGUCCAUAAUGAAAUGACCAAUUGGUGAUAUUUAUCUAGCCUUAAACUCCUAGGGCUCUUGAAAGAGGCCACAUUUUCUCACUUGAUGAUGACUAUAUAUCGUCGAGAUGCACGUGAUUAUCCAAUCCAUUUGAGUUUUAUUUAAAAACCAUUAUGUAUAGAUUCCUAAUAAAACUACAUCUGAUCAUUUAUAAAAGUAUUAUUAAAGUCCAGUUUCAGGACAGCACUUUCCUUUGUUUGCACUUUCAAUAGUGAAUGGUUCAGUGCGCUGCCAUAUGGUUAUCUUAAUGUUCUGUAUCUAAAUGGCUCUAACCAUGUUUUAAUGCAUGUGAUGUAAAGGCGAAGAGCUUUCAUUGACUCACCUUUAUGCCUUCUAAAGAUGACUGUGACAUUGAAAAGUUUCAGAUGUAUCUUUUUCUCCUGAAUUCACUGGCAUUGAUUUCAAAAUUGAUAGCAUCUGUACCACUGGAAGGUUGGCCCUGUUUUUGGGCUCAGGGAAUGUUAAAUGGCCAGCUAACAUGGAGAAAAGUAGGAAAGGCCGGCAUUGCCAAUAUCAGUAUAGUAUAACAGAAGAAAUCACGUAAAUGGAUACCAUUUAUGCCAAGAUUUCAGUUUCAUUAAGAUAGGAACUGUUCAUCAUUCACUAUUGUCGAUUAGUUUAUUCUUUUGGGUAAAAGCUUUUUAUGAUUUACUUGUCUCAGCUAUGCAGUCCAUACUGUCUUGUGUGCUUUUUUGUCUGGCAUCUUAUUUUGGUUUAUUUUGUUUUCAGGUCCUUACUUGCAUUCUUUCUGUAGUUGAUGAUACAAAGCUUCUAACGAAGGUUAGUCAUGCUCGUCGGUUUUGGCUUUUCUCAUGAUGAUUUAACCUUCUAGGUCAAUUAUCUUUCUUUGAAAAGAAAUUAAUAAUAAUUUAGCAUCUCUGAUAUCAGGUCAUCAUACGUGAGCUGCAGAAAAUACUAAAAGAACUUAUUUUUGAUAAGGUACAUUCCUUUCAGGGAAUGCCUGAAGCUUUAUUGCAUUUGACUUAUCAAACUUUCUUAUUGAAUUCCAUCAAUGACGGUAAACUUGUGUUUGGUUGAUUUGAUAGACUGGCAGACGGCCAAUAUUGCAAUUACUCCAUCCACAGUGCCCACGUUAUCUGAGUCCAGAUGAUCUGGCGUCUUUGAGUUUAUCUGUACCUUCUCUGUGUUCAAAGGCAAUUCUCGAACUUUGCUUUAUGAACUUACUGGGGGGGUCUGUGGGUGACGUUCCAAAUAAUUACUUUCUCCUUUCCAGGGUAAAGAAUCAGAAGAAGUGGAUACAGGUUCAGGUGAGCAUGCUGAGACGCCAGAGAAUCCUGAGGAUGAUUCUGAAAAUAACCUGCAGCUAGCUGAGGGUGGUGGGAAAAAGGAUGAUGCCCUGCGAAGAUAUCAGCUCCUUGUUGACAGUGGUCUUGCUGAGGUAUUCAAUAAUACCAUAGUUCUGAAUGAUAUUAUGUGAUUAAGUCGUUGUAACCCAGUUUUUUCUUUGAUAAUUCCUUCCGCUGAGGUGGUUAAUGUUCAUCAGUAGUCAAUCUCACUCCUGAUCCGGAGAACUAUAUCAAAAAGUAACUCUAGAUGAACACGAACUAAGAGAGAGUGUGAUAGUGCAAUUGAUUAUGAUUUUUUUAUUUUUUUUUUCAGAGCCUCAUUGUAACAUGCACCGAGUGUGCUGGCGAGCUACUUCGGUCAAAUUUUGGCAGAGAGGUCAUCUAUGAGGUAAGACCCCCCCUUCUUGAAUAUGAUAUAGGAGGUAUAAUUGGAUUUAUAUUCUUCAAAAAUAAUUCAUUCUUCUCCAAUGAAGUAUCUCUGCAUAUCUUCUAUUUAGUUUUUUUUUUACUGUAUUAUUCCUAUCAUUGUUUUUUAUCUGAAAUGUCUACAUCAACGUUUAAUGAUCUAAUGGGUAUAUCCCGGCGUUAAAAGUCUCCUUGAAACAGCAAGUUCCAAUGAUGAUACUAUUUUUCAUCUAUCAUUGUGCCUGAACUCAUCUCAUUAAAGACUGAAAGCACUGGACACUAGAGCAGAUACUCAUCCCUCCAUCCCACAUUGAUUGUUAACAAUGAUGAUACUAUCCUUCAUGCCAGAGCCGAGAUGCCACGUGUCGUCUGUGUGUUCUUGCCUCUUCUAUCUCCCAGAGUCUCACUCUUCCUGUCAGAUGAUCAUUCUGGAUCUAAGGCACUAGCCUCCUCCCAGUUUUCUCCUCCCUUGAAAUUAAUUGAUAGUAUUCGUCUGGGCUGAUGUCCCAAAUCGUGGUCUUUCCAAAAUAAGGACCUCUGCCCAUUACCCAGGGUUGUUGAGUUGACUCCAACAAGUUAAAGGAACUUGAAUUUGACGAGUAAAUAAACCGACCUAGGGAUACCGAAUUUAAGGUUUAAGCAUUAUGAUUAUGCUUCCACUAACCUAACCCUGCGUGUGAUCCUCUUUCCAUUACAAGCUUUGAGCAAAUAUCUGAGGGGAUUUCAUGCUCUCUCUCUCUCUCACUCUCACUCUCACUCUCACUCUCACUCUCUCUCUCACUCACUCUUACACAUAGAAGCAGAAUUUUGAAUAAUCUGUGAGAUUGAAUUUUCAGUCGUUCACUAGGGCGGCCAAAUGUGAAAGUGCCUCACAAAUCCUAUAAAAUUGACGUGCAUUAAGCCACAUACUGGAAGGGGGUUACCUUUUUUUUUCUCCAUCGAAGCUAUUUUUCGCAUUCUUUGCUGGUAGUCCUCCUCCACUAGAAAUCAGUAACAUGAAAAUAUUUAGAUUAAUUCUUUACAGACUCAUCUUCUCAUGAUUUUUUAGCACCACCUCUCACCUGCACACAUGCAUCUUAUGUUCACUAAGGUGUGAUGGGUGGUGACACCCUUGUAACGUCUGAAGCUAUGGAUGAAGAAACUAAUCCGUAGAUUUAUUUUUUCUGGAUGAAACUUGGAAAAUUAGAAAAUUCGAGACUCUUCUCUCACACAAGUAGACAUUUGUUAAUUUUGGGAUGAAAAAAAUAAAAUGAAAACUCAAUAAAAAUAAAUAAAAUAGAACAUUUUCGUUUACAGACUGAGAGAGUAAAACAAAAAUUCUUUACUCUCAGACCCCUGUAAGGUUUGAAGUUAUAGACUUGAAGUAAUCAAGUAUAAUAAUUUAUUUAUUUAUUUUUUAGAUACCAUUAGAACUUUAUUAGAUUCCUCAUCCCCUGAGCUUCUUGUGCAGGUGGUUACUGGUGGUAUUGACGGAGUUCUUCGCCAAAAAUUUCCCAACCAAUUGGAUGAUCUCCAAGGAGCCAUAGCAUCUCUCGGGGCUCUCCCAAAGAUGGAGGAACCCGAGCACCAUGUCUUCGAGAACUUCCACUCCAGCAGGACCAUAAGGAAGCUGAUCAUGGACUGCCCUGCCUUCGCCGCUUCUCUGUGGGAGGUGGCUCUGAAGGGAAAGGCGGCCACAUGGGCCCAAGGCCACAGGUUCGAGUCAACACCUCGCCACCCCAUUUGACCCAAAAACAGCCUCGCAUUGAUUAUUAUGGAAAUAAACCUCUGGUGAUUACAAAACUGGCCCGAUUCCUGUAACACACACUCAUGGGUUUCAUCUUCCUCUACAGUGCGAAGGUGGUUUCAGCCUUCUUGGAGUCGCCAGACGCCAAGGUGAGAGACUUGGCGAAGAGCGAGCUGCAGGGAUUGGUGGAGUCGGGUGCCCUCAAGAUCCCAAAAGGCAAGGACUCCAAGGCAGAAGACUAA
Molecule: messenger RNA, 14621 nt
Organism: Spirodela intermedia
Lineage: Eukaryota; Viridiplantae; Streptophyta; Magnoliopsida; Alismatales; Araceae
Source: the annotation of a GenBank genome assembly